AUGGCAGCUAAUGACAAUUACGGUUACCUGCGGAAUCCUUCUGAAAUGGAGAACAGUCACCCGCGACUGCCUUCAGCCAAGAGUGCAGAGCCGCGUUGCAAAGCACUUAUUUUUGGAACGCUCUUCGUCAUGGGAUUGCUUCAGGUCGCAUCGAGUGUAGUGAUCUUGCUGCACUUAACAGGUUAUCUCCAUGAGGUAGACUUCUCCUCUGUCCAGCGGAAGUCACUUGAGGCAGUACAGGCCGGGCCCAUCCUAGCUGGUGCGCUGAAGGACCCCAGGAAAAAGGACCGGUCAAAAUGCGGAAAGAAUCAGAGGGAUAUUGUACCAGUGGCUCACCUGCCCAUCAGAGCACCCAUUGACUAUGUCCAGAAAGGAGAGAUUCAGGCCAAGAUGAUCCAGUGGAACGAAGCCCAGGGACAUCUAGAAAAAUUCAGAUACCACAACGGGCGCAUCCUGGUCCAGGAGGGAGGCCUGUACUACAUCUACGCCAAGACCUGCUUCCGCUACUACGACAUGGAGCAUGAAGCAGGCUCAGCGUCCGGGUACUUGCAGGACGGCAACACGCAGCUGAUACAGUACAUCUACCACGAGAGGCACACCCAGAACCCCAUAAAGCCCAUCGUUCUCAUGAAGAGCGGCAGCACCAAGCGCUGGAAGACCACGGACUACAACAUGUACUGCGAGCAGCAGGGCGGGACCUUUGCCUUGAAGGAGGGGGACGGGCUCUAUGUCAGGGUCUCGAAUCCCUGGAUGCUGGACCCGGAGGCCGAAGGGAGUUACUUUGGUGCCUUCAAGAUAAGCAAAUGAAACCAUUUUGCCUGUUACUGAACG
This is a messenger RNA of Megalops cyprinoides (Indo-Pacific tarpon), 831 nucleotides long. RefSeq names its product tumor necrosis factor ligand superfamily member 11-like. Lineage: Eukaryota; Metazoa; Chordata; Actinopteri; Elopiformes; Megalopidae. Gene Ontology annotation, cellular component: membrane. The transcript has 4 exons. The coding region runs from base 1 to 807 and encodes 268 amino acids. The record is from RefSeq and is a predicted model, not a curated record. Gene Ontology annotation, biological process: immune response. Gene Ontology annotation, molecular function: tumor necrosis factor receptor binding.